AUGGAAUCAUCAAACGAGAUCAGAAAUCAUGAAAUCACUUCAAAUCCAUCAGAACCAGUUAUCCAAUCACCAGGACUAGCAGGACCAUCUUCGAUUGACGAGUUAUUUUCUAGAUUGAUUGGUCAAAGUUCAUCACCCGUACCCGUACCAGUACCUGCACCAGAAGCGAAUUCGAUCAACAAAUCAACCAGCACUGGAACUACUACUGAUGAACCAGAGAUCCAUUGUCCAGAUAUGAUGAAUGUGAUGAGUUUAUUGGAGACUCAAACCAAGGAGGUUAAUCGAUCAUCAUCAUCAAUCGAAUUAGAGUUGGAAAUGGAAUUGGAAGGAUCGAAGAAGAAGAAAAGGAGAUCAUCAUUAGUCAGUGAGAAUUGA
Melampsora larici-populina 98AG31 is the source of this 375-nucleotide messenger RNA. RefSeq lists its product as uncharacterized. The transcript has 2 exons. The record is from RefSeq and is a predicted model, not a curated record. The coding region runs from base 1 to 375 and encodes 124 amino acids. NCBI's taxonomy places the organism in Eukaryota, Fungi, Basidiomycota, Pucciniomycetes, Pucciniales, Melampsoraceae.